Molecule: messenger RNA, 1431 nt
Organism: Dothidotthia symphoricarpi CBS 119687
Lineage: Eukaryota; Fungi; Ascomycota; Dothideomycetes; Pleosporales; Dothidotthiaceae
Product: cytochrome b-c1 complex subunit 2
Exons: 3
Coding region: 1-1377 (458 amino acids)
Cellular component (GO): mitochondrion
Molecular function (GO): metal ion binding
Source: RefSeq, a predicted model, not a curated record
AUGUACACCCGCACGACCGCCUGCCGGGGCUACGCGCAGCGAGUCGCCCGCCACCAGGCCGCCCACUCGCAGCGUCGGGGGCUUGCCGCGCCCGCCUCGGGCUCGUUCCAGUACCAGUCGGGCGAGGCCAAGGGCGUCAAGUUUGCGAGCAGAGACUUUGCCGGGCCCACGACGACGCUGGCCCUGGUGGCCAAGGCGGGCACGCGCUUCCAGCCGCUGCCCGGCCUGACCGAGGGCCUUGCCAACUUUGCCUUCCGGGGCACCGAACGCCGCUCCACGCUGCGCAUCGUCCGCGAGUCGGAGCUGCUCGGCGCCAGCCUCAACGCCUACCACUCGCGCGAGAACCUGAUCCUCGAGGCAAAGUUCCUGCGCGACGACCUGCCCUACUUUGUCGAGCUGCUCGGCGAGGUGGCCAGCUCCACAAAGUACCAGCCCCACGUCUACAACGAGGAGGUCCUGCCGCUGAUCCACUUCGCCCACAAGCGCUUCCUCGCCAGCGUCACCGACAUGGCCGUCGCCUCGGCCCACAGCCUCGCCUUCCACCGCGGCCUCGGCAUCCCCACCGCCUCGGCCUCGCAGACGCCCUACACGAAGUACCUCGACGCCCAGACCAUCGAAUACUACUCCAAGAUCGCCUACGCCAAGCCAAACUUCGCCGUCGUCGCCAACGGUGCCGACCACGGCGAGUUCUCCAAGUGGGUCGGCGAGUUCUUCGACAACGUCCCUGCCGCGCCCGUCGACGAGUCGAGUGUUGGCAGCCAGCAAUCCAAGUACGUUGGUGGUGAGGAGCGCAUUGCCCACGACGGCGGCAACGCCAUGGUCAUUGGUUUCCCCGGCUCCAGCUCCUUCACCGGCAAGUUCUACCAGCCCGAGAUUGCUGUCCUUGGAUCCCUGCUCGGCGGCGAGUCUGCCAUCAAGUGGUCCGCCGGCUUCACCAUCCUCGGCCAGGCUGCGUCCCCAGGCACAAAGGUCAAGACCACCAGCGCCAUCUACUCCGACGCAGGGCUCCUCUACACCACUAUUGUUGGUUCCGCUCAGGGCGUCGCCUCCACCGCAAAGGCUGCCGUCGAGGCCAUCAAGAAGAUUGCCUCGGGCGAGAUUUCGAGCGAGCAAAUCGCAAAGGCAAAGGCCGCCGCCAAGUACAAGGAGCUCGAGCACGGCCAGGACGUUCGCGCAGGCCUGGAGCUUACUGGAAACGGACUGGUGCACAACACAAAAGCGUACCAGAUUGACGACGUUGCCAAGGCUAUCGAUGGCGUCACAGAAGAGACCGUCAAGAAGGCUGCCAAGCAAUUACUCGAGAGCAACGCCACAGUAUCUUCUGUCGGUGACCUCUUUGUGCUGCCGUACGCUGAGGAGAUUGGUCUCAAGGUGUAGAUAUAGUGACAAUGAGGAGCGAACUAGUGGAAAAUCUCGUCGUUUGGCUCAGAG